UCACUUGUCUGGAAGAUCUUUUUAACGGCAGUGCUACCCAACAAUCCCAAAUGCGAUUCCCGAAAACAACUAUUCUGAUCCUCGUGUACAGUCUCCAGCUCUUCAAUGUCACCAUCGAGCCUUCAAUCGAACUUUGGAUCUCAGAUAGGAGUACAGCAAACUGGAAGCCAGCUUUUGCUGCGUAUGAGAUCCGAAAGCCCACCAUCACGUUUGGCAAACUGCCCAUCUUAUCUCAUCAACCGCCAUGGCCUCAAACUCUCCACAAGAAACUCCCCGAAAAAACUAUGGUAGAAAAAAAAGCCAACCCAAUGUUGUUGGCAGUCAAACCACCCCUUCUUCGCCCCCAAAUGCUCACCUGAGUCACCUCCUAUGUCCAAUCAACCUCUUGCAAUCCCCAGUAGCCCGGAUUUUCAAUUGCCACUCGAUUUGUGCGUCCACGUCGAUAUAAGCGAGCUUGAUCCAACUCCAGGCAGCAGCCCUCCCAGCUUCGUGACCCCAUUGGUGCCUCAUUGAUUUCUCGGGGAUACUUUCUACCGCCCCCGGGGGACCGAGCGCCCCAGGCGGCAUAUAUAAACCCCUCCCCCCUCCUUCUCCUCUCCUCUUCUCUUCUUUCCCCCCAUAAACGUGCCACUACAUCGCACGGCGUAGUGAGCAACUGACUCAGGUUAUGCCAAAACCUGUCGGUCUAAUUUUUGCUGGCGAACAAUGCCUUUACAUACUUUUCAUUGAGUCUCAUAGCUUUUGCUGUGUUCUUGAGGAAGAUGUCGUAUAGAAAUAAGUGAGAUAGUGUGAUGAAUGAGUCACUCCAAGCUGUGUAUUCUUGUGAACUAUGUUGCACAAUGGGACGUGUAUUGAUCAGUGUGGCUGCCUUAAGUUAGAACUGCUGUCAAGCUGCCUUGCUGCAGUACAAAUUGUCUGCUCUUGCAUGUUGAUUGCAAUAAUCGUAUAGCUUCUUCCGUUGCAGAGCUCGCGGAUCUUACUCGGCAGUUGGUUUUCUGGGGGAUAACAGUUCCUGUAGGUGAAUGGUGGAAGCAAACGUGUCAUCGAGGAGUCUAUCUCGACAGUGACUCUACUUUACAACGAUACUCAUAUACUUUGCAGUUGUGUAUCUCCUGCCUUACGCUCAGGAUAUUUAUCCUCGAAUGAUUGGCAUGCAGUCUCAUUUGCGUGUCUCUGUCGCCGCCCACCUCAUUUGCUAUCGAGACGCGUUUGUUUGUAUACCAUGGACCCCACUAAACGACGAGAAUUGCGAAAACAAGUCCACCCCAUCGUCAAGUCGCGCUACCUUGUUUUCUUUGCAGCCAUGAUCUCUCCGUCAUAAUACCAUCUCCAGUGUCACUUCGCCGUCCUCUCCACCAACGCCCUCCCUCUCCCGCUCUACCUCUCCACCGUCGCUCGACGCCGUGCUAAGCACCUCGAACUACGACCGCCCACUGCCCCGCUACGGUUACCUUCAACAUCAAGCCGAGAACCUACGUGUCUUGGCCUCAAUACGAUGACUAGUCGGCAAUUCGUGUGCCCAUCACAUACACAUUAUGACAGAUACUUCGGUCUAGUAAACGGAAGGCCUUCAAGAGGUCGUACAACUGGUCAUACCCGAUGCCGGACGUUCGAUCGCUUUCUAGCCCCGAGGUUCCUUUUGAAUCAGACACGCAAGUUUUCCCUACUCGAUUUCCUGGCUGCGCAACACCGGCACCAGUAUAAUGUGCGAUAAUGAGCAGAAAUAGACAAUAUGAACAGUUCAUCAUGAUUCCAAGAUGCAGCUAUACAUAAGAAUUGACCUAGGUACGACUUCGCAUCAAAUGAACCCAUUAACAUUUGGGUACCUAUGUAUCUGCAGCAUUGAAGACAAGGAUCUUUCAUGAGGAGUGUGUGUGAAUCACUCAUAGGAACGUCAGGAAGUGGUGAAUCCCGGUCGUCUGUAAUUGCUUCGAUGAGGAUGCAUAGAAAAAAAGCCGACGAAGGGCAAUCAAUGAUUAUAU
Periconia digitata is the source of this 1982-nucleotide messenger RNA. NCBI's taxonomy places the organism in Eukaryota, Fungi, Ascomycota, Dothideomycetes, Pleosporales, Periconiaceae. The record is from the annotation of a GenBank genome assembly.